This is a messenger RNA of Paramecium pentaurelia, 321 nucleotides long. Lineage: Eukaryota; Ciliophora; Oligohymenophorea; Peniculida; Parameciidae. The record is from the annotation of a GenBank genome assembly.
AUGAUAGGUUAAUAGAUACUUUGUUAUGUAAAAAAUAUAAAUGAUAAGGUUUGGGGACAUCAAUAAUAUCAUAUUUAGAAGGUGGCUAAUAAAAGCAGCUAUUCUUUUGAACCUAUAUAUUGCUUCAAUUAUUUUAUAAAGUAUUCUUAUCAACAAAAUGAUUAAAGGGUUGAUGAUUAUGAAAACACAAAUCAAAAGAAUUUAAGUAUUUAAAAAAUAACAUUCAAGAAUUGUUAAAGUUAAUUAUAAAUUGAAUUAAGAGAAUACUUCUAAAAUUCUAUAACUAAAUUCAAUAUUCUUGUCUUUAUAAUAAAAUAAUGA